GAAUCCAGGACUCUCAUUCACAACUAUUCUAUUUGGUUCAGUCUGCAGCUUUUCUCUUCUUCUUCAAUCCUAUAUAAUCACGAGUACCAGAGUUUCGAAAAAGCACACAUAAUCAGUCAUACAUACGGUUCACGGAUUAUAACCACACCCAAAGUACUCGUAUCUACCUCCACUCUGUGUAAAGUUUUUGCUGUUUGAAAAUGGAGUCGGUUUCAAAUAGUGGUGAACAACCUGCUUCGUGGGAUGAACUAUACAACAUUGAUCUAAUGCCAUCAGAAUUGUUUCUCAAGUUUCGUAAAGAAGUUGAAGGGAUUCGUGUUGGACUCAAUUUAGAGUUUUAUAACGCUCCGAGCAAUGAAAUCCAGGCAAAAUUUGUACUAAAGCCACUAUCACCUGCACGAAGGUGGAAAUUCAUGUAUGAACCUUUACAUCAUGAUGUUCGGCUAGUUUCCAAAAAGAUUCCAGUGACAAAGUAUCUAAAUCUUCAGGUGGGCAUUGGUCACAGUUUUCAGUUGCAUGCUACUGGAUGGAAAUGGAAGCUCUCAACUGGUUUAGGUGGUGAUGGCAUUUCUCAGAUUCGAAACAAGACUUCACUUGGAUUGUUUCCAGGGUUCCUUUUGCGAUUUGGGUGGAGGGCUGAAUAUGUCCUUCCAGAAAUUCAAGGAGCUGUUGGCACUGGGGAACCACUGUUCAAUAUGAACUCAGGAAAGUUGCAAGCAUCGUUAGACAGGGUAGAAGCAAUUCUAACUCAUUCAGAUGAUAUUUUCUAAAAGAUAUCAGAUCUCUGAUGACCAAUGCAAUGUACAAAACUUUACACGGUACAAACCACGGAAGUUAACAGAGCUGUGGAAAGCAAAUUGUCAUUCUCAUGCGACAAUGAUGAACAGAAGGGAAAACUAUGUCCUCUGUUGUCCAAGCGGGUUUCUGCUAUGUUAGCUGCAGCGUAUGAGCCCAUACACCUGCUUUUGUUUUUGUUUGACUUGGUUGUAGGAAAGUAGGUUUAUGUAAAUGAGUUGGUCUUACUCUGCUCUUUUUACGUUUAAAACUUGCCUUGUGUCGAUGAAGGAAUAAGAGUAUAUGAAACAACUUUAAAGUUCUGAUAUAUUUCCUUCAAAUAAAUACAUAUUCGACAGGAC
Molecule: messenger RNA, 1136 nt
Organism: Papaver somniferum (opium poppy)
Lineage: Eukaryota; Viridiplantae; Streptophyta; Magnoliopsida; Ranunculales; Papaveraceae
Exons: 6
Coding region: 201-770 (189 amino acids)
Source: RefSeq, a predicted model, not a curated record